Messenger RNA from Rhinopithecus roxellana (golden snub-nosed monkey), 588 nucleotides. RefSeq names its product barrier to autointegration factor 2 (gene BANF2). The record is from RefSeq and is a predicted model, not a curated record. Bases 258 to 530 code for a protein of 90 amino acids. Lineage: Eukaryota; Metazoa; Chordata; Mammalia; Primates; Cercopithecidae. The transcript is spliced from 4 exons. Gene Ontology annotation, molecular function: DNA binding.
UUGCUCCAUGGGCCUGGGACAUAAGCUGAACCUCUGGCCUGUAGUUCCAGAUCCAAGGGGACUGAGAUAAACUGCCAACUGCCACUGGCUUUUCAGGAGUACCUGAAUCUGCUGACACAUCAAGGCCACUUUUCUUAGGAGCCCCCUGACUACCAAAAUCAGUGCCUUUGGAUUCAUCUCUUCUGGGAGAGUUCAGUGUCUUCUGAAGUGUUACAAAACAUACUUUGGGGCAAGGAGCUCGACUUUAUAGAAAGGAGAUGGACCACAUGUCUCCCAGGCUGAGAGCCUUCCUCUCUGAACCCAUUGGAGAAAAGGAUGUCUGCUGGGUGGAUGGCAUCAGCCAUGAGCUCGCAAUCAAUUUGGUCACCAAAGGUAUCAACAAGGCCUACAUCCUGCUGGGACAAUUCCUUCUGAUGCACAAGAAUGAAGCCGAGUUUCAGAGGUGGCUCAUCUGCUGUUGUGGCGCCACUGAAUGUGAGGCCCAGCAGAGUUCUAACUGCCUCAAGGAGUGGUGCGCCUGCUUCCUGUAGACACAAACCUCAUCGCUGCCCCCCACCCCCUGGGGAAAAUGACAUCCUCUCCACCUAU